UCCACCGUGUUGCACAAAGCUCCGCUGCUGCCCAGUCCUUCCUGUCCCUGCCGCGCGCUGCGGUCCGUAGUGAGGCCCCGCCUCCGCGGCCCUCGGCGCCGCCUAGCCUGGCCCGCAUCCUACCCCACCGGAGCCGCGCGUSAGGACGGCUGAGACCGCAGAAGUGACUGGAAGAACAAUGCAUGCAUGUCUUUGACACCAUGAUGUACAUCCGGCAAAGAAAAGAGGUAAAAACCACAGAAGUUUCUGAGGAUUUUCCAGCACAAAAAGAAAAUGUGAAGUUGGAAAAUAAAUUGUCUUCUGGUUGUGCCAGCCGAAGAUUUUGGAAGAUUCUGUCAUUUACAAUUGGAGGGACCAUUGCCCUUUGCAUUGGACUUCUUACAUCUGUCUACCUUGCCACCUUACAUGAGAAUGAUUUAUGGUUCUCUAAUAUUAAGGAAGUGGAGCGAGAAAUCUCAUUCAGAACAGAAUGUGGACUGUAUUACUCCUACUACAAGCAAAUGCUGCAGGCUCCAACCCUCAUGCAAGGUUUUCGUGGCUUAAUUUAUGAUAAUAAAACUGAAUCUAUGAGGACAAUUAACCUUCUUCAACGAAUGAAUAUUUACCAAGAAGUUUUUCUCAGUAUUUUAUAUAGAAUUCUACCCAUACAGAAAUACUUAGAGCCGGUUUAUUUUUAUAUUUACACUUUAUUUGGACUCCAAGCAAUCUACGUCACGGCUCUUUACAUAACCAGCUGGCUUCUUAGUGGUACCUGGCUGUCAGGAAUGCUGGCAGCUUUCUGGUAUGUCACAAAUAGAAUAGAUACCACCAGAGUUGAGUUUACCAUCCCACUGAGGGAGAACUGGGCACUGCCCUUCUUUGCAAUUCAGAUAGCAGCGAUUACAUAUUUCCUGAGACCAAACUUGCAUUCUCUUUCUGAAAGGCUGACACUUCUCGCCAUUUUCAUAUCAACUUUUCUCUUUAGUCUGACAUGGCAAUUUAAUCAAUUUAUGAUGCUGAUGCAAGCAGUAGUGCUGUUCAUACUGGACUCCUUAGACAUGCUGCCAGCUGUGAAGGCCACAUGGCUGUAUGGCAUACAGAUAACAGGCUUACUCCUGGUCUGCGUUCUUCAGUUUUUUAAUUCCAUGAUUCUUGGCUCAUUGCUUAUCAGUUUUAACCUUUCAGUAUUAAUUGCAAGAAAACUUCAGAAAAACCUGAAAACUGGAAGCUUCUUUAAUAGGAUUGGGAAACUUUUGUUACAUUUAUUUGUAGUUUUCUGUUUGACACUUCUUCUCAACAGCAUUAUUAAGAAAAUUCUUAACCUGAAGUCAGAUGAACACAUAUUUAAAUUUCUAAAGGCAAAAUUUGGGUUUGGAGCAACAAGGGAUUUUGAUGCAAAUCUGUAUCUAUGUGAAGAAGCUUUUGGCCUCCUGCCCUUUAAUACAUUUGAAAGGCUUUCAGAUACUCUGCUUUUUUAUGCUUACAUAUUUGUUCUGUCCAUCACAGUGAUUGCAGCCUUAGUUGUUGCCUUUCAAAAUCUCAGUGAUGCUGCAAAUCAACAAUCCCUGGGUAAAAUGGGAAAAUGCACAGUUGACCUGAAACCAGAAACUGCCUACAACUUAAUACACACCAUUCUGUUUGGAUUCUUAGCAUUGAGUACCAUGAGGAUGAAGUACCUCUGGACAUCUCACAUGUGUGUGUUCGCGUCAUUUGGCUUAUGCAGCCCUGAGAUUUGGGAGUUGCUUCUGAAGUUGGUCCAUCUUUAUAACCCAAAGAGGAUAUGUAUAAUGCGAUAUUCAGUACCAAUAUUAAUACUGCUGUAUCUGUGCUACAAGUUCUGGCCAGGAAUGAUGGAUGAGCUCUCCGAGUUGAGAGAAUUCUAUGACCCAGAUACAGUGGAGCUGAUGAACUGGAUUAAUUCUCACACUCCAAGGAAGGCUGUGUUUGCUGGAAGCAUGCAGUUGCUGGCCGGAGUCAAGCUAUGCACCGGCAGGACCUUAACCAACCACCCGCACUAUGAAGACAACAGCCUGAGGGAGCGAACCAAAGCGGUUUAUCAGAUAUACGCAAAGAGGUCCCCAGAGGACGUGCACGCCCUUCUAAGGUCCUUCGGCACUGACUACAUAAUCCUGGAAGACAGCAUAUGCUAUGAACGCAGGCACCACCGGGGCUGCCGGCUGCGGGACCUGCUUGACGUCGCCAAUGGACACAUGAUGGAUGGCCCUGGAGACAAUGAUCCAGAUUUGAAGCCUGCAGACUACCCUCGCUUCUGUGAAGAGAUAAAGAGGAACCUGCCCCCCUACGUGGCACACUUCACUCGAGUGUUUCAGAACAAAGCAUUCCAUGUCUACAAGCUGACCAGGAGCAAGUAAUGGAGAUCUCUGCCCAAUCUCUGUUUUGACACACUGAGACUCCCACAGCCCUGGAGUCUCCAUCUCUCUGCAGCUACCUGCUCCAGCCCAGCACAGCCAGGUGCCACGCCCUGGUACUCCCAACACUCCUCCUCCCUCCCCCCUUCUGUUCCAUUCCCACACCAGACCUCGCUGUGUGAGUUCCUCUGAUUAUAAGUACACAACUCAGCUGUGUAUAAGCCUAGGAAAUAUGGAUGUGAAAAGAGUUAUUUCUGUAAAAAUUAAGUUGACCGUUUUGAUGUGGAAACACUUCAACUGCUAAUAAAAAUCACUUUUAAAUUUAAUGUGGUUAACAAAAUCAUGAAAUUCUGAGGGAAACAUAAAAAUCAAGAAAAUUCCUGAACUUAGAUUGCUUCACAGAUUUUUCUGUGUACUCACUCUGCCUUUUAAAAGUCUGAACCAAUAGGAAGGUGGUCAGAUGUACCCAAAUCAUGUUAUUGGUAUGACUUGUACAAGAAAUGAACAACAGUCACUGAACCCUCGUGCAGAAGAAAGUCCUUAUUAGCUUCACAUCAAAAGAUUAGCAGAUGAAGGACUGGGGGUGCAGCUCAGUAUAGGAGCAUUUGCCUCACAUGUGCAAAGGCCGGGCUUCCUUCCCCAGCACCGGGGAGGAGAGAAAGAAAAGACGGGUGAAUGAAAGUACAUUUGUACAUUGCAGGUAAUGCUUCCCUACUUGAACCUAGGUACUUUGUUAAAAUGCCAACUAUAGGUACAGAUCACAAUGACCCAUAGAGAUUCUACUAGGGUAGAAAGGCCCUGGGGACACUUUCAUUACAGGCAUUUAUAGGAUAGGGCUUCAUUUCAGAUGUGUUGGCCAGGAAUGUAAUAAAGGUUUAUCUAGGCCGCUCAUUGUCUCUUAAAGAUGAUCUGACUGACCUGUGUGAAUUGACCUCAAUAAGUUGUGUGUGUGUGUGUGUGUGUGUGUGGUGUUGGGUGGGUGCUGCCAGGGCAAGGGCAUGUGUAAAUAUUUCAUCAGAUCUGCAUCUUUAUUUCACAAUUAACUAGAAAAUGUUUGUUCUGAUUCGUAUUAACUUUGACUAAAAUGUUAAAAAUUUAGCUCAUCUUUGGCCCAAAUCUACAGAAUUAUCAUAGAAAUAUUUAAUUUUAAAAUGUUAAUUCAAUCCUUAGAGUUAAUAGGAUGAUAAUAAAAUGCGCUCAGAUCAUGUAUCUUGGUUAACAUGCUCCCAAACGCUCCAUAUAUGACGACCUUUUGACCUAGAAGAGAAAGCUUGUCUGUUCAUGGAAGAAGAGUCUUUUUAAGGUGAGAAAGUGGCUUACUCUCUUGUGACAACUAAUUUUCUGUUUUUUACAUCCUAUGGGUAAAAUCUUACAAAGAGCUUUUAUAUAAGUUGUACUGAAUUGU
Urocitellus parryii (Arctic ground squirrel) is the source of this 3753-nucleotide messenger RNA. RefSeq names its product dpy-19 like C-mannosyltransferase 3 (gene Dpy19l3). Gene Ontology annotation, molecular function: mannosyltransferase activity. Gene Ontology annotation, cellular component: nuclear inner membrane. Lineage: Eukaryota; Metazoa; Chordata; Mammalia; Rodentia; Sciuridae. The record is from RefSeq and is a predicted model, not a curated record.